Penicillium macrosclerotiorum is the source of this 4065-nucleotide messenger RNA. RefSeq lists its product as uncharacterized. Bases 1 to 4065 code for a protein of 1354 amino acids. NCBI's taxonomy places the organism in Eukaryota, Fungi, Ascomycota, Eurotiomycetes, Eurotiales, Aspergillaceae. The record is from RefSeq and is a predicted model, not a curated record. The transcript is spliced from 4 exons. Gene Ontology annotation, cellular component: transcription export complex 2; cytoplasm; nucleus. Gene Ontology annotation, biological process: mRNA export from nucleus.
AUGGCGAGUCCGUUUAAUCCAUUGAUUGGCCGUGGCCAAAAAACUGCUUCGCCAAGCACAUUGAGCCGCGGAGGAGCAUCCGCUACUCGUCAAGGAUCGCCUGCUGCACGAGGAGCGUCAUUGAAAGGGACAACCCGUGGUAGAGGCCGUGGCCGUGGAGCACGCGGGCAACAGUCUUCCCGUGGAGGACACGAGGAUACCUCUGUUCGUGGAGGGCGUGAAAAGCAGACUUUUCGUGGUGGACGAGGGGAUCAAGCUUCUCGGGGACGAGGGUCUCAGAGUUAUCGAGCUCGCGGCGCUGGCGCUGCUUCCCGGGGCGCGUUUGACUCGGUAACCACGACUUCCGCGACAUCAGAAAACGCCACGUCGUCCGUCGCGCAAUCGCAGAGCACUUUCUCCUCCCCUUUCGGCGGGCAGCCAGCCCCAAAGAAAUCUCCAUUUGCCGCUUUGGAGAAUGGUGCUGCGGGGAAAGUCCCUGCUUCUCUCAACCUUGCCAGUGAACAACCGAUUACGAACGUGUCCCCCUUUGCCAGCAUAAGGGAUAGUGCUGGAGAGAAACCAUCUCCUUUCGCUGAACAAUCGGCUGCCAAAAUGUCUCAUGGUCACUCGGGAAUCGGCAAUGUGGCCCAAAAUAAUUUCUUUGCUUCAAAUACGACUCAGCAGACUUGGAAGAACCCGGCCCGCCAGUCAGCGACAGUGCCCCAGGUAGAGAAUGGGUUCAUUUUAUCUUCAUACACUGAUCGCUACGAAAAGCUCAAACUCGACCGUGCGAAAGAGCGACAGCAAGCAAUUAGAGAUGGACAAAUGGCAGAUCCGGACCAGCCGACAUCUCUGCACAAUGCCAUUACCCCGGUGGGCACCUGCACGGCCAUGUGCCCUGAAUUCGAACGGGUAGAGCGGAUCGUGCAAAAGAUGGUGGAUAAAAGCGAGAAGUACCUGCACCCAACAUCAAAGACUCUGCAAAAUAUGGAAACCAAGAUGCUCAAGCGAUUUCGCCGAUCAGCGGCUGGGUACGACGCGCAGCUGCCGUCGGACAUUCGAACUCCAAGAACUCUCUUACAGACCACUAACUACCUGAUUCGGUAUAUCCUCGGUGGAAAUGAGCCACUAGGCAUUAUUCAUAAAUUCGUUUGGGAUCGCACCCGGUCUAUUCGCAAUGAUUUCUCCGUCCAGCAGCUCACGCAAGAAGAUGAUAUUCGAGUUGCAGUGCUGUGUUUGGAGCGUAUCGCCCGAUUCCACAUUAUGUCUCUUCAUCUUCUCUCCAGCCCCGCCAAUGAGGAGCCGUUCGAUCGCCACCAGGAGCGGGAACAGCUCAACAAUACUAUGUUGUCGCUCAUGUAUUACUAUGACGAUAACCGCGGACGUGUUCACUUCCGCAACGAACCCGAGUUCCGUGCAUACUAUAUCCUCUUCUCUAUUCACGACCAACGACCUGAUCUGGAAUCCCGAGUGCAGAAAUGGCCUGCCUCCUUGCUCCACUCGCCUCAAAUUCAGGUUGCCCUAGAUCUUUACGCCGCAGCGUCUAACGUAUGGGAGUACCAGGGUACUCUCGAUGCGCGUCGCCCGAACGCUAUCGCCCAAGGCUUCUUCAGUCGCUUCUUCCAGCUGGUCAAUUCACGUGCCGUUUCGUAUCUCAUGGCCUGCGUGGCAGAGAUCUACUUCAAUCAGGUCCGGCAGACCACCAUCCGUGAAAUUUGGAAAGCCCACUGUCGGUCUCCGCCGUCACAACAGCAUAGAAACGAGGAAUGGACAGUCGACCAGCUGACCAAGGUUUUGUAUAUGGAUGAUGAUGAUCAGACAAUAAAGUUUUGCGAAGAGCAGGAUCUCAGUUUUUCAGAAAACGCCAAUGGUGAGAUGUAUCUCGACUGGGGUAACCGCCCAGUUGACUCUGUCACAUUUCAAUCGUCCACCGAACACGCCUUCUCUGAAACCUAUGUUGAAGUCAAACGUUCCGGGCGAAGCUUGGUUGCCAUCGUUCUAGGAAUGACCAUCGCGGAAUCUGCUGCAAUGGGUAUGAUCGACACGUCUAGUCUGCCAGAACGUAUGCAAGAGAUGCAAGAAGCCCCUACAGAAUUUGCGACCUCGCUGGAUGAGCAAGAUGAGCAAGAUGAGCUUUUUGUGACGGAUAAAUACAACGAAGCCCCGGCUCCUACUGUGGUGAUCACCAGUCCCUCGCUAAACCUGGACUCGGAUUCGGCUACUUCGGGUACGCCCACGUUCUCUUUCAACCCUACGGCGCCUUCGUUUGCAGAGCCGGCAGAACUGGCCAAGUCGAAUAUUCUCUCUGCCAAUGAUCAGCCUUCAACUCUCUCACAGCCUCCAGCCCAGCCUUCAAACCCUUUUGCUUCCAUGUUUGGAAGCAACAAUAUGGCAAACAAGGUGCCGGAGCCAGCUGCAGCGCCCCCUUUUCAGUUUACCUCUAUGGACCCUUCUUCUACUUCUGCCCCUCCUUUCAAUCCCUUCGCGUCUAAACCUUCAUCAUCUCUAUCCACUGCUCCUACGUUCAAGCCAGCUGAAAAUGGUCAGAAUAAGAGUGCAACAGAUGAAGUACCGGUGUCUGCAGCAGCCCCGAGUCCUUUUGCUACCACUGGCGCCUUCCCUUCUCCGAGCGCUGCAAAUAUUUUCGCUUCUAAGCCAUCCUCAUCACCCUCCCCUUUCUCAUUCCCGAAACCGACUGAGCCAAGCGAGACUAUCCGUUCAUCGGCAAAUUCACCUAACCCGUUUGCUGCAUCAAUAUCUUCUUUUACUCCGCCAAAACCUCUCCUGCCAGAACAAAACGAUUCACCCGCAUUGACGAAUACAAUGGUACCCCAACAGCCGGCCUCAGUGUUCUCAGCUACGAAGCCAGUGUCUCCUCAUACAGAAGGAAAAGACAGCACUGUUUCUCCCUCGGUGAACCUUUCUGCAUCCAUUUCGACUUCCCAGUUUCCGUCGUCAAAGCCUGAGGCUGAUCAGCCACCCUCUAUAACGUCCGCAAAGCCUUCAACCACUUCCGCCAAUCAAAGUCCUGCUCCGCCUUCGAACUUGUUCAGCACUCCUGGGCUCUCUGGUUUGACGGGAUUCCAGCCCAAGCAGCCAAUGUUCACAUCCCAGAGCGCAGAAUCAUCUUCUGGUUCGAUUUUUGCGCAAAAGACAUUGGAACCACAGGAGAUCCGACCGGCUCUAUUUGGGACACCCGCGACAAUAAAUGACUCUUCUAUUUCAUUGGAGAGUGUUGACUCGAUUAGAGCCAGUAUAGAUGCCAAACAAGCUGCUAGUCAGUCCGUGCAGAAAGAUUCAAGGUCGGAGGAUGAGCCUGAUUUAUCGGUUUCACAAUUGGCACCUUUAGACUCGCGAGGGUCCUCUCAAUCAUCUGCCAGCCCCGACCUCGGAUGGCAACCUCCCAACACACAGAAUGAGGAACGAGCUGUGUGGCAACGGAUUAUUCAACGUGCAAGGGAAAAGGAGACACAGAGGAAGGAAAGGCAAAGCCGAAAGCGUUCAUUUGAAGAACAACCUUUGGCCGAGUCUACGCGAGAAGAGCCUGGCUCUAAAGCAGCCAAGGUCUCCGGGUCUACAGAGUCCUCUCCGCCCAGCAAGAAAUUUUCUCUCGCCGAGUCAUCCAUCAAGGCUCUCCCUACUCUGCCUGUUCUUGAACGCGUCCAGGCCAUCCUGGAUAAUAAGUCUGCCGUCGAGCCCGACGUCGAAUAUGUCAAGAAAAACAACCGGCAAGUCGACGAGGAUGAGAUACUUCUUAAUGCAGCCCGUAUCGCGGCUGAGCAGCUUCGUACUGGGCCCAAGAUCUUCGACAGUUAUCAUCACUAUGAAGAGCCCUCCCGGUACUCUUAUAGCCCUGCUAGCAGCAUCUCCGCAUCCACGCCUUAUGCGCAGAGCGCCUCGCCGCCGCCAUUCACUCGCCAUAACUACCAGGUGGCGUAUGCACCCGAUACGCCCUUGGGCCUAGGAAGAACCAUGUCGCGGACUGAGCAGCGAAUUCGAAUGACCGGUGGCCACGGGCUGGCCUACAAGCCGCUAAAUUUCAAGACCAAGAAAGAUAAAGCAUCAGACGGGGAAAAUAUUAAGUGA